UUGCAGGAUAAUGUCAUCCUCCUUCUCCAGUGCCCUCCUCUUAUUGGCUGGCUUGUGCUCUCUUGUUUCUGGCACCCAGGCUGAUGACCUUGAAAACAUGGAUGGAGCUUUGCAUGACCAUGAGCAUCAUGAAUCCGUAAUCUGCCACAAUAUCUUCUACAAUGUUUUUGACUUGGCCUUUGCCUUUUACCGGGAGCCGGCCAGUCGCUCAGAAACCACCAACACCUUACUCUCCCCAAUUAGUAUUGUGGCUGCUUUUGCCAUGCUCUCUCUGGGCGCCCAAGGGGCUACUCUCUUACAGAUCCUGGAGAGCCUGAAUUUCAACUUGAGAAUGGUUUCUGAAGCUCACAUCCACAAAUGCUUCCAGAUUCUCCUCCACAUCUUCCAGCAUCCAGACCACCAGCUCCAACUGACCAUGGGCAGCAGCCUCUUUGUCAGUGACAAUCUGAUGCUCAGGGAUCAGUUUGUGCAGGACAUCAAGGAGCUGUACCACUCCAAAGUCAUCCCCAUCAACUUUUGGGACACCCAAUUUGCUAGCAAGCAGAUCAACGAUUAUGUAGAGAGGGAAAGCCAUGGAGAAAUAGUUGAUUUGGUCCAAGAUCUGGAGAAAGAUGCAGAUCUCAUCCUGGUGGAUUAUAUUUCCUUCCAUGGAAAGUGGACCAUCCAUUUUCCAGCUGAAUACACUGUGGAAGAGACCUUCCAUGUAGACGAAGACACAACCAUCAGUGUGCCCAUGAUCAACCGCCUGGGUAUAUUUCUCCUCACCCGGGAUGAAAAGCUGUCCAGCUGGGUGCUGGUCCAGCACUCUGUGGGUGACGUCAUGGCCUUCUUCAUCCUGCCUGACCCAGGGAAGAUGCAACAGCUAGAGGAAGGCCUGACCCAGGAGCACUUUAAUAAUCUCCUUGGAACCAUUGGUGAAAGAUUUGCCAGGAUACACUUCCCCAGACUGUCCAUGUCUGCAGCCUACGACCUGAGGAGCAUCCUGAGCACACUGGGCAUCACCAAGAUCUUCGCCGUGCAUAAGGCAAUGCUGACCUUCGAUGAUAAAAGAGCAGGGACUGAAUGGGCCAGUGAUUUGAAAUACUGGGCCUGGCCGAAGGCCCUCACCAUCAAGUUCAACAGGCCCUUCCUUCUCUUCAUCAGGGAGGAAAACACCAACAUUCCGCUCUUUGUGGGGAAAGUGCUCAAUCCCACACAGCAGUAACUGUCUCCGAGCUUCCUUAACCCCUCAGGAAUGUCUCCUUCCAAGGUGACAUUAAAAAGAUGCUU
Molecule: messenger RNA, 1269 nt
Organism: Octodon degus (degu)
Lineage: Eukaryota; Metazoa; Chordata; Mammalia; Rodentia; Octodontidae
Product: alpha-1-antiproteinase 2-like
Exons: 4
Coding region: 11-1204 (397 amino acids)
Biological process (GO): negative regulation of endopeptidase activity
Molecular function (GO): serine-type endopeptidase inhibitor activity
Source: RefSeq, a predicted model, not a curated record